GGCGGGCCGGCUCCGUCAUAUGACCGGCCGGCGACCGCGGCGCCGCACCUUCCGUCCGCUGCAGCGGUCCCGCGUUCGCGCCCCUCCGGCCGGCCGCGCCCCCGUCGCCAUGGCCCCGCCGCGGCCGCCGUGGGCUGCGCGCUGAGCCGCCGGGUCCCCGAGCGUGGCCGCCCGGGCCGCCGCGUGCACGCCAUGGCCCCGACCCUGCUCCAGAAGCUCUUCAACAAAAGGGGCGGCGGUACCGCGGCCGCCCAGGCCCGGCCGCCCAAGGAGGAGCCUGCCUUCAGUUGGUCAUGUUCAGAGUUUGAUGUGAGUGACAUCCGCCUGAUAGUGUACCAGGACUGUGAGAGGAGAGGAAGACAAGUCAUGUUUGAUUCCAGAGCCGUUCAGAAGAUGGAAGGGGCAGCAGUUCAGAAAGCAGAGGAUGUCCCUGUUAAAAUGUCAGCCAGGUGCUGUCAAGAAAGCAGGAGUGUCAGCAGCACCAUCAGCAGCAUCAGCAGCAGCAUCUCUUCCCAUAGCUCUGGGGGAUCCUUACAGCACUCUAAGGAGCAGCUUCCAAAGUACCAAUACACGAGACCCGCUUCCGAUGUCAACAUGCUGGGGGAAAUGAUGUUCGGCUCUGUUGCAAUGAGUUACAAAGGUUCCACCCUGAAGAUACACUACAUACGUUCUCCUCCGCAACUGAUGAUUAGUAAAGUCUUUUCUGCUAGAAUGGGUAGCUUCUGUGGAAGUACAAAUAACCUGCAGGACAGCUUCGAAUACAUCAACCAAGACCCUCAGGUUGGAAAACUGAACACAAAUCAGAACAGUUUGGGUCCUUGUCGCACUGGAAGUAACCUAGCACACAGCACGCCAGUUGAUAUGCCAAGCAGAGGGCAGAAUGAAGACAGGGACAGUGGCAUCGCUCGAUCAGCUUCUCUAAGUAGCCUUUUGAUCACACCCUUCCCGUCUCCAAGCUCCUCUACGUCCUCUUCCAGCAGCUAUCAGCGCCGCUGGCUUCGAAGUCAGACAACAAGUUUGGAAAAUGGCAUCUUUCCAAGGAGGUCAAAUGAUGAAGCAUUUAGCUUGGCUGACGAAACCUGUAGUUCUAAUCCAGCCAUAGUUAGAAGGAAGAAAAUUGCCAUCAGCAUCAUCUUUUCCUUGUGUGAGAGAGAAGCGGCACAGCAGAACUUCCAGGACUUCUUCUUCUCCCAUUUCCCCCUGUUUGAAUCUCACAUGAACAGGUUGAAGAGUGCCAUUGAAAAGGCCAUGAUCUCCUGUAGGAAGAUAGCAGAAUCGAGUCUCCGUGUCCAGUUUUAUGUGAGCCGUCUGAUGGAAGCGCUGGGAGAAUUCAGAGGAACUAUCUGGAACUUGUAUUCGGUUCCAAGGAUAGCUGAACCAGUAUGGCUUACCAUGAUGUCCAGCACGUUGGAAAAAAACCAGCUCUGCCAGCGCUUUCUCAAGGAGUUUAUACUUCUGAUUGAGCAAGUCAACAAAAACCAGUUUUUUGCUGCCUUGCUGACUGCGGUGUUAACCUAUCACUUGGCCUGGGUACCAACUGUCAUGCCUGUUGAUCACCCUCCGAUUAAAGCCUUCUCGGAGAAACGUACCUCUCAGUCAGUGAACAUGCUGGCCAAAACACAUCCAUAUAAUCCUCUCUGGGCACAGCUGGGUGAUCUUUAUGGAGCUAUAGGCUCUCCGGUGAGGCUGACCCGCACUGUGGUGAUUGGGAAGCAGAAGGAUUUGGUCCAGCGCAUCCUUUACGUUCUGACCUACUUUCUCCGUUGCUCUGAACUCCAAGAGAAUCAGCUGACCUGGAGUGGGAAUCAAAGUGAGGAUGACCAGGAUAUAAAUGGGAGCAAGAUUGUGACAGCGUUGGAAAAGGGAGAGGUGGAAGAGUCUGAGUAUGUGGUAGUUACAGUGAAAAACGAGCCUGCUCUUGUCCCGCCGAUCCUCCAAUCAGUGACAACAGAGAGAAGGAGCCCAGAGCCUGCUGGAGUAGUUGAGCUCCCGGAGGGCAUAAAUACCAGUCACACACCUGACAAAAACAGAUGCCAGAAACCAGAGCAGAAUUCUGAAGCCAGUAGUGUGGGGUUCCAGGGGGCAGAACCUGACAGUACGUGGACACCUCAAGGUGUAUUCUGUGAGGACAACCAGAAUGACCAAGAGGCACCCCAAGAUGGCUCUUCAAGACCUCCUAGCUGUGAUGUCCCCAGGGUAAGAGUAAGGAUGGACCCUCAAGCUGUCCAUGAGGAGCUGCACGGGGAGAUGCUAAAGAAAGCAGCUGAUAGGUCAGCAGCCUGGCCCUGCCCUGACAGACAUUGCCAGGAGGGUUCUCCUAUUGAAAAGGUUACAUUCCACAUUGGAAGCUCCAUCUCUCCAGAGUCUGACUUUGAAAGCCGCACCAAAAAAAUGGAGGACAGGUUAAAGACCUGUGGUCAAUUCCGUGGGACUAGUGCCUCUGCCAGGCCUAGCAUGGACACUGGCCUGACUCAAGACCAGCAGGGCUCUAGGUGUUCUUCCAAAGCUGACUUUCAAAGGGACCUCGCCCUUCCUCAGGACCAGUCCUCAGGGGGAGAAGGUGUCUCUGAGGGCAGAGGCCACCAAGCCAAUGUUAUGGCAUGUGCUGUGGGACAACUUAGUCAAGCUCAUGACCCCCUUGCACCUUCCAGCUUUGCAGCCGGCAGUGGCCAGAGACCACUGGAACAUACUGGAGACUUGCAAUCAAAAGGCAAGGAAAGACUUUCAUCACAGCCUGUAAGAACAUGUAGACAGCAGGGUGGCCUGCUGGGUGCUGCAGAUGUCCCCUAUGGGGACGCCAGUGGUAAGGCCUGCUUCAGGAUCGAAGGAGACAUUCCCAGGAAUGAAAGCUUGGAUAGUGCUCUUGGAGACAGUGAUGAUGAAGCAUGUGCUUUAGCCCUGCUAGAUCUGGGUCACAGUUGUGAGAGGACUGAAGAAGGGUCCUUGGAAGUGGAACUCCCUCUGCCAAGGUCUCAGAGCACCAGCAAGCCAAACGUUAGAAAUUUUGGCCGCUCCCUUCUGGCGGGUUACUGCGCUACGUAUAUGCCCGAUUUGGUGCUUCAUGGGAUCAGCAGCGAUGAGAAGCUGAAGCAGUGUCUGGCAGCUGAUCUGGCCCACACGGUGCAUCAUCCGGUGCUUGAUGAGCCCAUAGCGGAAGCCGUCUGUAUCAUUGCAGACACGGACAAGUGGACUGUCCAGGUGGCCACCAGUCAGAGGAAAGUGAUGGACACCGUGAAGCUGGGCCAGGAUGUCUUGGUCUCUAACCAGGUGUCCUGUUUACUUCAGUCCAUUUUACAGCUCUAUAAGCUUCACCUGCCUGCUGACUUUUGCAUCAUGCAUCUGGAAGACAGACUACAGGAGAUGUACCUUAAAAGUAAAAUGCUUUCAGAGUAUCUCCGGGGACACACACGUGUGCACGUGAAAGAACUGAGUGUGGUGCUGGGGAUUGAAUCCAACGACCUGCCUCUGCUGACGGCGAUCGCCAGUACUCAUUCUCCUUAUGUGGCACAGAUCCUCUUAUAACUGACUGAGGACUGGACAGUUCUUGGAAGAUGAGUCAGAAAGCAGUAAGCUCUCAGUGACAGCGAAGGCGUGAGAACACCUCAUCUGCAGGCUUGUGUUUCCUCGAUGCAGUGGCAAUUUGCGAUGGUUCACAAGUACUCUGAGCCUUUGUUUCCCAGGAAUCAAAAGGAGGUGACCUUUCUGGCGGGAAGGAAACGUCAGCACUACAGUCAAACUAAUAAGAUGCCCUCCUACUGUUGGGCAGAAUAUUGAGAGCUGGAGUAGGGGGUAACCAAUGAGUAGAACAUUCCAGUAAGAAAGUGUUUCCUGUUUAAGUGUGAGAGAGCAUGAACUGCUGCUCUGAGAACAAGCUGUGAGUCCUAGGUCGGAGCUCUCUUUACUGACGGUGACACAAAGAAAGCCACAUUGUGCCACUGUCUGCUCCGUGAAUUGUUUCACGUAGGAUGUGGAAGAGGGUUGCCUGUUGGGAAGAGGACUUUGUCACUUCUCAGAGUUUACUGUGGUUCCAGUGCAGUCACAGGCAGGUCUGGGAGGGACUGCUGGUGCAAUAAAUCCAAGAUUCAGUGUAGCACCCCUCUCGGCAGGUGCAGUCUAACACUGGGUAGUCAUCUUCAGCUUUAGUGUCUACAGCCUUCUCCACAAAAACCUCUACCAAAGUUGUUUCCAUGAGCUCAGGCGAGUUUCUGUGGCUGAGUUCUCCCAGCCCGAGCCUCUCUCUCCCCUGCUGUCCGGAAGAUGCCUGGCUAUGCUGGAAGGUGCAGAUGCUCGCUGGGAUGUGAACCCUGAAGGAGCUCAGACAAGGGACAGCAGGAAGGCAGGCAGGAUCAUUUGUGAUCUCAGCUUUUACACAGUCAGUUCUGCACUUUUUAAUGCCUUCAAUAUUCUUUUAAGAACAUCUUUCCAGAAAUUGACCUGACCAUUUAUAAAACUUACCAAGGUGAAGAACUGUAAAAGCUCAAUUGGUAUUUAAGCCUCAAGAACCUUAGUCUGUUAAAAGACUUUAAAAACGGAAAAAAUGUGAUGUUUAAAGGACAGGAGCCAGACGGGUCAAGUCAAACCCUGUUGGCUCCUCAGUCCUUCCUUCUCACGUGCCCUAGAAUGUUGGGAUAGCAUCUAGGGGCUCAAGUGACUUCAGAGUUUAUAUUGGAUAAAAGCCUGGCCCAUGGCAUGUUAGUCGCCCUUCAUUACAAACACCAUGUGCUCCCAUCUACUGAGGACAAAUGUCUACAUCAUCUCUUAGUCGGCCUUCCUUCCUCUCUCCCUCCUCUGCUGCUUCCCCCUCUACCUCCCCCCCCUUCCCCUCUGGUUCUGCCCUUCUCUCACUUUUUGUGAUUUGGUAAAAAUAGAUGAUGCCUCAAGGCACUUAAGAUCUUUAAUUUGCCUUUUAUGUAUUUCACAAAAUUGAGGUGUCCCAUCCUUCUAAAUAUCUUUCCAUUUUCCAUUAGCUGACAUUUGAGUUGCUGUUUUCAAUUUGUUGGCUUCCUGAUGUCGUCAUUUGCCAUGAAUCCCACCUUUGGCUCAGCUCUCUGGGCACUUGUCUUCCUUGGUGUGCAUGAGCUGUCAAAGCAGAUGUCAGCACAGCCUUCUACCCUUGCCAGUGCAGAGCACUCCCGCUCUUCUCCCGGCCUCUCUCAUUUACAUGUGGACAGUGCCUCUAUCCCCAUCUUCAGAGGUUUCAGAGAAAACAACUUGUACAAAAUCAGUUCACUUCUCACAACAUGUUGACAGCCAGACUCGAGAAUUGAGCUGUCAGCAGGUUGAUUCUCAUCCUCAUGCAUAAAAACUUAGCCCAGUUCUUCAAAUCCUGAAAAACUUAAACCUGCCUCUUCCUCUAAUGUUCCAAAUUUCAGAAAAGCAGCCGGUGGGAAGCUCUGGGCGUCAGUGCCCUCAGCUUCCUCUCACUGCAGCAGAGAAGGGCACACUGCUCUUCUCCUGACUCCGAAGGUGUGGGAUGUCCACAUUUUCUUUGUCUUAAAUUCAGCUUUGGCUCAGAAGUAGAAAAACAACAAAGCAUCUCAUGGACUUCCGUUGAGACACACCCACAUCCUGCACCAUGAUGGCUUUCUUUUGUCACAGCAGAAGAGUCCAAAAAGGGACUCCACCUUCUCCUAGGCCCAACUCAAGGGAAAAAAAAAAACUUUUUUUUUAAUGUUUAAGUAAAGAAAUCUACCUCAGUUGACAGGAUUCCACCCACCCUUAGGAUUCUUCAGCUCGUAAGUCUAACCUGCUGAGUGUCACUCUGGCAGCGCCCUGCUUUUUGGACUGAGCAGGCUAGUGAGGCACAGCAGAGCGGAAGUAUGUAAGCAUUACUGUGAUGACCUCUUUCUAGCAUGUUGCAGUUUUAUAUUUGAUAAGUUGAUAAGUGAUAUGAAUGUAUAGGUAGUUGUGUAUGUUUUAAAAAUGACAAUGAAAAUUGAAAAUGUAGCUUCCAUACUUGUGUAUAAUCCCAAAGUAUCUUAUUUUAUCAGUGUUAAAUAGCUUUUGGACAGCUUCAGUCCAUUUUUCAGAGGUGUGCUGUUUUAUAUGGAAAGGAACUUGUCUUCUCACAUCUCAUGGAGCUGCCGUUUACACAUCACAACUUUUUAGCUUACUGUAUUUUUUCAGAAUUAACUUUUUUGGAGGGAGGAAAUUCCCCACUUGCUAAACGAUACUAAAUUGUUGUCUGAGCUUUUAAAAUCAGGUCUUCAGAUUUUAUAAACUAGUCUGUAGCUUUUUAGGUUCUUCAUUAGUUGGAUGUACAUAAAGGAAUAAAAUGACUUUCAAAUUGCUUUAAAUGUCUGGAGUUUUUUCCACUGAUGCACACUUGGGGAUGUUGAGUUCACUCAUACUUUCAUCAUUAACUGAAAAGGUCCAUAGCUUCUUUUAAUGUGAAUCAGUGUUUUGGAUUUUUUUUUUUUUAAAUAUUGUGCUUGGUGGAAAGGAUAUUUUAAUACAUUUUUUGGGGGGGGGCCUAAAGCAGCCUCUCUGAAUGUUAAUUUUUAAAAUGUUAAAAUUUGGUGAAUAUCUGAAACAUGUGUUUGCAUUAUGUUUAAAUUUCAGUGUUUUAAAAAGGAGAAAAUUCUGGGAUGUAUUAUUAUUGAACUUCAAUUAAGAGAAAUUGAUAGGACUGUUUUUUUAAAUCAGUUGAAUGAAUACCUGUGUUGUUGUGUGAAAAGUUUUUCCUAAAACUGCGUCUACGUAUUAUUUUAAUCCAUUUUUCUGUGACAUUUGGUGCAAUAAACUUUUUGAAUUUAUCUUGCAUAUUU
This is a messenger RNA of Phodopus roborovskii (desert hamster), 6767 nucleotides long. It is a transcript of the gene Fnip2, whose product is annotated as folliculin interacting protein 2. Gene Ontology annotation, cellular component: cytoplasm. The transcript has 17 exons. Gene Ontology annotation, molecular function: protein-folding chaperone binding; ATPase inhibitor activity. NCBI's taxonomy places the organism in Eukaryota, Metazoa, Chordata, Mammalia, Rodentia, Cricetidae. The record is from RefSeq and is a predicted model, not a curated record. The coding region runs from base 193 to 3522 and encodes 1109 amino acids.